AUGUCCAGGAAGAAGAAGAAGAAGAAGAUGAUCGUGUUGAAGAGCUCCGAUAAUAAAUCGUUCAAGGUCGAAGAAGCGGUCGCACUCCAAUCUCAAACGAUUGCGCAUAUGGUUGGUGACGAUUGCGGUUGCCCCAAAAUCCGGCUUGAAAACGUCACGGGCAAAACCCUCAGCAAAGUGAUCGAGUACUGUAACAAGCACGCCUAUGGUGACUCUUUCUCCAAGGAGGAUCUCAAGCAAUGGGACGCCCAGUUCAUGAAUAACAUCAUGGAUCAUUCCACCAUCUUCGAGCUCCUUGUCGCUGCUAAUUACCUCAACAUCAAAGGUCUGCUUCAUCUCACUUGCCAAACAAUUGCUCAAGAGAAGAAAAACUUGGAGAAAGUGAUCUGGAACUAUAAAUGGAUUUUAUUGAGGCCAGACAGCACAGAAUUCAUGGCAUUGAGACGCGAUGAAUAA
This is a messenger RNA of Microthlaspi erraticum, 456 nucleotides long. The record is from the annotation of a GenBank genome assembly. NCBI's taxonomy places the organism in Eukaryota, Viridiplantae, Streptophyta, Magnoliopsida, Brassicales, Brassicaceae.